Messenger RNA from Macadamia integrifolia, 1260 nucleotides. Its product is annotated as probable aquaporin PIP1-4. Bases 201 to 1064 code for a protein of 287 amino acids. The transcript is spliced from 3 exons. Gene Ontology annotation, biological process: response to water deprivation; transmembrane transport. Gene Ontology annotation, molecular function: water channel activity. Lineage: Eukaryota; Viridiplantae; Streptophyta; Magnoliopsida; Proteales; Proteaceae. Gene Ontology annotation, cellular component: plasmodesma; plasma membrane; vacuole. The record is from RefSeq and is a predicted model, not a curated record.
AAAUGUCUUUGGCUGAGGUCCACCACACCCUUGCACUACCUUUGUAUCUGUUUCCAUGAUCUUCUUUCCUUCCCUGCUGGCUUUACUCUAUAAAAAACCCCUACUUCUCACUCAAUUUCACGGCACUUGAAGGCUACAGCAACGCAUCCCAUAUUUCAUUCGGAGGAACAAAUUAGAAAGGGAGUGGAGUUGCGAUAGAGAUGGAGGGGAGAGAAGAGGAUGUAAGGGAGGGAGCAAACAAGUUCCCUGAGAGGCAGCCGAUUGGGACGGCAGCCCAGAGCCAAGAUACCAAGAACUACAGAGAGCCACCACCGGCGCCGCUCUUCGACACACACGAGUUGAGUUCAUGGUCCUUCUACAGGGCCGGGAUCGCCGAGUUCAUAGCUACUUUCCUCUUCUUAUACAUCACCAUAUUAACGGUAAUGGGUGUCAAUAGGUCUCCCAACAAGUGUGCUUCCGUUGGUAUCCAAGGCAUCGCUUGGGCUUUCGGUGGCAUGAUCUUUGCCCUCGUCUACUGUACAGCCGGCAUCUCAGGAGGUCACAUAAACCCGGCGGUGACGUUUGGGCUGUUCCUUGCGAGGAAGCUGUCUCUGACGAGGGCGGUGUUCUAUAUGGUGAUGCAGUGCCUAGGGGCCAUCUGUGGAGCUGGAGUGGUGAAGGCAUUCCAGACGAGCCAGUACGAGAUGCUGGGAGGAGGUGCAAACGUGGUGGCUCAUGGCUACACUAAGGGUGAUGGCCUUGGCGCUGAGAUCGUGGGUACCUUCGUCCUCGUCUACACUGUCUUCUCUGCCACUGAUGCCAAGCGUAAAGCCCGUGACUCACACGUCCCUAUCUUGGCACCUUUGCCCAUAGGGUUCGCUGUGUUCCUGGUCCACUUGGCUACCAUUCCCAUUACAGGGACAGGUAUCAACCCAGCAAGGAGUCUCGGAGCUGCCAUCAUCUACAACAGGGACCAUGCUUGGGAUGACCAUUGGAUUUUCUGGGUGGGACCUUUCAUCGGGGCAGCUCUUGCAGCUCUCUACCAUCAGGUCGUCAUAAGGGCCAUUCCAUUCAAAUCCAAGUGACUAAAUAGAUAGUCAAUUUCACUUCUUGUUGAUGUAUAAGUAUGUGGCUCUCUAUGCAAAAAAAAAAAAAAAAGAAAAAAAAGAAGAAAGAGAGAUGUAUAAGUUUGUAGCAGUGUGCAUGUAAUAAGUAAUGUAUGGCGUGGUCGUGGACUUUUAUGUCUAUUAAUGAAUUAUGACUACUGUGAAAUUGUGAUGA